Messenger RNA from Monopterus albus (swamp eel), 4259 nucleotides. RefSeq names its product interleukin 11 receptor subunit alpha (gene il11ra). Gene Ontology annotation, molecular function: protein binding. The transcript has 12 exons. The coding region runs from base 112 to 1320 and encodes 402 amino acids. NCBI's taxonomy places the organism in Eukaryota, Metazoa, Chordata, Actinopteri, Synbranchiformes, Synbranchidae. The record is from RefSeq and is a predicted model, not a curated record.
CCUGCUAGUUCGUCUCCAGACUCACUGGGGAGCCCAAGAACAUCUUGUACGUUUCAGCCAUGGAAGGCGACAAUAUAAUAAUGCCGCUUUGAAUUGAAGAGAUUUUCCAAGAUGCCAGGCCUUUUGUCCAGUCCUGUGUAUCUGACAGUUGUCUGGUUUUUGUCUUGGUCACUGCUUCCCAGUUGUGCUCAGAUUUGGACUGAUGAAGUGUCAGAUGUGCAGUAUGGGCGUUUGGAGUCAAAUGUGACACUGGCAUGUGGGAAGUCACAAAUCAGGACACCUGUAGUGUGGCAUCUCAACCACAGCUCAGCGUUACCAUGGCACAAAGUGACAUCAGAUGGAGCCUUAGUCCUGCUGCAUGUCGACCACUCAGCACAGGGCAACUACAGCUGCUAUGACAAUGAUGGCCUCCUCCUGCACUCUGUCAAACUCAGGCUGGGUCGUCCCCCUGGGCUGCUGAGCAUUUCCUGUCAAGUGCCCAAUUACACACAUGUUCGCUGCUCCUGGGUGGAAUCUGUAAAGACCUUCCUGCCAGCAAAGUACAAUGCCUCCUUCAGGGGGAAUGGUCAGAUGUGGGCGCCAUGUGUCUUGGACAUCGUCCGCAAGCGCUGUGACAUAGAUCACCCUGCAUUCUGGCAGGCCAUGCACACCCUUCGAAUCACUGAGACUAAUGCCCUUGGGUCUGAAACAACAUAUGGCCAGUUUAGGCUCCAUGAGCUGUUGAAACCAAACCCUCCAGAGUCAGUCUUGGUGAAGGAGAUAGAAGGCUAUCCUAAGAGACUGAAUGUGUUCUGGAACAUUCCCUCCUCCUGGCCUCAGCAUGAUGCCUUCCCCCUACUGUUUCAGAUCAGAUACAGGCCACAGGGCUCCAUAUACUGGUCAGAGAUUUACUCUGAAGAGAGUCCAGCCAUUAUAUUUGAUGCCCUGGCUGGCCACGUUCACCAGGUCCAGGUUCGAGCCCGGGACGAGGUGAACUCAGAGAGCCAGUGGAGUGAAUGGACUCCCCUGCUUUUAGUCCGGCCCUGGCAAGUCUACACCACCCCUGACCCUGCAGAGGCUUUCCUGCCAGAGGAAAGAGAUCCAGACUAUUAUUUCCCCAUCACCCCAAAGCCUGAAACCUCCACUCCAAAAUCGCACAAUCCUGUACCUGAUGAUAAAGGUAAUUUGGGUUUGGUGAUUCUACUGGUUUUGUUCUCCGUGGUCAUCCUCACCACCAUUCUUUCCCUCAUCUUUGUCGUGUGGGUGAAGCAGAGGCGGCACGACCAUAUGACCAAACAAGAACUCACUUCUAUGGUUAAGAUGAAGACCAUGCCAAUCUAAUGUUGAUUUCAAGUAUCCUCUCCUCAUCAGACCAUUCUAGGGCUCCACCCAAGAGUCAGCAGUUAACUACAGUAACCACAAUGCCUCAGUCAAAGUCCAUUCAGGAUCAAGGACAAUCUACAAGGAAUUCUCCAGAGUUAGGGUAAACUUACCCAGUAAAGAAAGCGGACUCGAGGGUAAGUACUGGACUUAUUCCAUGGUCACGUCUAAUGGCACUACCCAUAGUGCAUCAGCGGACUCCACUUACUGUCCAUGGCAACAGAGGAAACAGACCCUACUCUGUUACUCUGAGGUUACUCCUCAGCAAACUAUGAGCAAGACUGUGCUAGGACAUUUGAGUUCACAACCAAUGCUGCUUCAGAUGGACUGACUCCUCAACCUGUUUGGAGAGGGGUAUCAAUAUUUUUACUGUUUAACUUUUAAGCAAGUAGGGACAGGAAGUGCAGCUGCCAUACAGGAGAACAUACGCUUUUCUGUGAGAAGUUUUUUUUUUUUUUUUUUUCCUGGGACAACCUGUCUCUCUUCUUCCACCCAGAACUCUUCACUUUUUUAUUUUUAUUUUUUUGAGAGUGAUUGUUUUUACAUCAACUGACCGACUGACUCACUGUUGUGAAGGAAACAUUAUUCUCUGUGUUCUUCUGAUGCCAAAGCAGCAUCUGCGGGCAUUAAGGUGUCAGCUGAGGGACAACAGCCAAUAACAAUUGGCUCCUGACAUAAAGGAUGGACAUGGAGAAUAAGGUCCAUGGUAGGUGGGAUGGGCUAUUUAGACUUUUUUUUUUUUUUUUUAGCAUAUGACAAGUGAUUUUAAAUUGCAUGAUAUGUUUGUUCUGUUCCUUUUGUAAUGCCUCUUUCUGUCCAUCCAUCCACUGUUCCUGAUUAUGUGUCAAGAAAGACAUGAAUAGAGAAGUAAGAAAAGAGAUACUGGCCUUUCACAAACCACCAGCAUUAUGAUAGCAAAAGAAUAUCAAACUGCUCCAAAUGUCCCUAAUAACUUGUUUUUCAAGUCAGGUUUUAUAAAGAAAUGCUGACAUAUACUGUACAUGUCCUCAUGUUCAGACUAAACAAUGUGUGUCCGUUAGGGAUCAACAUCAAACCAUGUUAAGAUAAAUCCACUGUUGUAUUAUCAAUUAAUGUGGACUAUUUUUUGGUUAACUGAAUGAUUAUUUAGUCAAAACAAGUCCACUAAUGAAUUUGACUGCCUGAUCAUUUCAUCACUGCCAUUACUACAUUAAAGAAUAACUCAUUCAGGUUAUUACCUAAAGAUAAGCGACACCAGGUAACGGUAAGAUCAUGUGGUCACACAGUGCCUAGAGAAACCUUUCUAACAGCAGUUCAUAGACGUUUUCCUAUGUUACUAACUUGUUUUUGUAGAGAUUUUACCAUAAAUCUGUUACACAAAAUAUUGUUACUAACAAUAAAAAAAGGUUGUAGAUUAAAGAUAGAAAUGCUUUAUAACAAAAUGAUUUUAUUUUGAAAUUACUGUAUGAGAGGACAAAGCUAACCAGCUAAAUGGUUUUUUAAGCACUUUGUCACAUGGGAAAUAAUCAUUUAACCUAAAAAAAAACAAACAAUGUAAACCACAAUUAAAGAACAAAAAAAUACAUGUCACUUGGUUUACACUACAGUGAAUUAGAAUGAAUGUUUAGGAGGAUGUUUUAGUAUGGUGAUACUUUACAUUUCUGAGUAAAGUUUAGUAGGAUUGUGGGCAUUGACACAAGUCAGCCACAGGAACGAUAGUCAUGGGCAGCUGGAGUUGGUGUAGCUGAACACAGUGAUGUACUAGUCUCUUGUUUUACCAGGCUCUUAUUUUACCAGCCAGCCAGCUGGUCAGUUAUCCCAUAAAUGCUGAGUUUAUGAAGCUGAAUGGGAGAGCAUGUUGGCUGGUGGGCAUGCACGUGAGAUGAGUACGAACAUAACAACUUGAGCGAUUCUCGCUCACUGUACUUGUAUCACAUCCCGCCAACUCAUGGAAAAUGAAUGAUUUCUGGGUAGCUAGUGCGUAGUGAAUGAAAAGCCCCAAAUACCUCUCUGGGUCUCUUCUGCUUUGACACCUGCUCCUACCGGCUAACUUUCUGCCACAGAUGGAAGUAAGAAGCUUUACUGCUUGAGAGGGCAGCUCGCAUUACAUUUCUUUCUAUCUGUUUGUCUGGUGGUUAUAUUGUGUUGAUCCAAAGUUGUGUAUUUCCAAAUGAUGGACUGAGUGAUUGGCUGACCGCGUAUCAAAAACUCGAGGUGCAUCUAAGUCAAACUUUUUCCAGUUUGACUGUCUGUUCUUGCAAGCUAGUUCAACAUAUUAUGCAUGGAUCCAGUUGAAGCUUUUUUGUGUAUUAUUGCAUAUCACACUUAAAAAAAAUCAACAUAUGUAUAAGUGAUGUUUAUAUGUUGAGAUGACUUAUCUCUGGGAAGGUUUCACAGACAUGGAUUAACUCAGUAGUCUUGUGUUAUUUGUUAAUGGACACAUUAGCAGCUAAUAGUAAUUUUAUAGUGCAUUAUUUUAUUUUAUUUUUUUUUUUAUCCAAUUCACAGGAACCUCCAAAUAUUGUGAAACGGUUUGUGGUUUGAUUUUUAUUUAUACAUUGCACUUAAAUGCUCCAAAUUAAAUGCCAAGAGUCAAUACUUAAACUCAUUUGACAAAGUGGAAAAUCAUCCAAUUUUCUCACCUUUGAGAUUUGUGCAGAAUUCGUCAUUUCAGAUAAUUUUGCAAUGUAAAAUCCUUAAGUGGCUGAAGUUCGAUUCCUACUGGGAACUAAUGGGUAUUGAUCCAUGUCUGAAAAUCCAUCCCAGCAUUGUGUAUUUGUCUUUCCUCCCAGUUAUAUGAAGCUGUGUUACUGUACAAUUACUGUAUGGACAGUGUGGUUACUGAAUUAGUUUUCAUCCAUUGUGCUUUUAGUGUUCACUUUCAUUUAUUUCGUAAUUUAGCUCCUUUUAUUUUAUUUUGU